AUGCAAGCCCUGCCUAUCAGUGGAGGAGAGCAAUGCAUUGGAUUUGCCAUCAAUGGAAGCGAGUUUGAAAAGCCAGAGAAUAAUCCAGCCAUCACUUGUUCCUUUCCAGUCGAGAAACUUGAUCUGAACUAUUUCACCGGUCCCCUACCAGCAUUCAUCGGCAAUAUGUCUGCGUUGACAGUAUUGUCAAUUGCCCACAAUUCAUUCUCUGGGCCCAUCCCCAAGGAGCUUGGAAACCUUAAGGAGCUAACUAUGCUGUCCUUUGGAUCAAAUAAUUUCUCCGGAACACUCCCUCCAGAACUUGCAAUCGGUUUAUUAUUUUCACAGUUACAUGGACAGCUGUGGACUCGGUGGAGAAAUUCAUUUGCUAAGCUCAUCAACAUGAAAAUCCUCUAUGCAUCAGACAAUCCUUCCUUAGGAAAGAUACCUUCUUUCAUUGGGAAUUGGAGAAAACUGACUUCUUUAGAUUUGUCUUACAACUAUUUCUCAGGAAGCUUUCCCCGAUGGGUAACCACAAUAUCGCAACUUCUUCCUGGAUUGAAUUGCCUCCCGAGGAAUUUUCCAUGCCAUCGAAGUACCCCACGAUAUGCGAACUUCUCAAUCAAGUGUGGAGGACCACAAAUGAGAGGAAAUGAUGGCAUAUUGUAUAAGGCUGAAGACUCAGCUCUUGGCCCAGCAACAUUUAAUGUAACCAGUACACAGAAAUGGGCUGUUAGCAAUGCGGGUUUUUCUGAUAAUUUGAAUCAAUCAUUUGUGGAAACCACCCUUACGCAAGUCUCCGGUGCAGAUUUGACACCAGAGCUUUACAAGACUUCAAGAGUGUCCCCAGGUUCACUGAGAUACUAUGACCUGGGUCUUCAAAAUGGACCUUAUACUGUCUCAUUGCAAUUUGCAGAAACGGUUUUUGCUAGCCGCGAUACACAAACGUCACAAAGUCCAGGAAGGCGUGUAUUUGAUAUCGAUAUUCUAGGGUACCUCAGAAGGAAGGACUUCGACAUAUCGAAGCAGGCAGGUGGGGUUAACAGAGCAGUUCCAAGACCCUUCAAGGUUAAUGUGACAGAGAAUUACCUGGAUAUUCAUCUGUUCUGGGCUGGUAAGGGAAUAUGUUGCAUACCUGAACAAGAUCUUACACCAACUACUCCAGGAAAGAAGAGCAGGACUGGGUUGAUAGUUGGUAUUGCAGUCCCUGUCGGAUUUUAUAUAUGCGGAGAAAAACAUCAGAAAAAGAUGACGAUGAAGGGUACGCUUUCUGAUGGGAGGGUAGUGGCUGUGAAGCAACUUUCAGUAGCAUCUCACCAAGGGAAGAGUCAAUUUGUUACUGAGAUUGCUAUGAUAUCUGCAGUCCAACAUCGCAAUCUAGUGAAAUUGUAUGGAUGCUGCAUUGAAGGAAGCCACCGCAUUUUGGAAGAAAUGACUUGCACCUUUACUGCCCGACCCGCUUCAAUAUAUUGUUGGGAACAGCCAGAGGACUUGCUUACCUUCAUGAGGAGUCAACGCCCAGAAUUAUACAUCGAGAUGUCAAAGCAACUUUAUGAUAACGAGAAAACACACAUGAGCACCCGGGUUGCAGGCACAAUGUAA
Messenger RNA from Prunus armeniaca (apricot), 1581 nucleotides. The record is from the annotation of a GenBank genome assembly. NCBI's taxonomy places the organism in Eukaryota, Viridiplantae, Streptophyta, Magnoliopsida, Rosales, Rosaceae.